GAAAGCACUCGCGAGCUCCGAUGCGUGGAUGGGGCGGGGGAGUCGCCGAAUCAUUUCUCUCCUUGGGGCUUAGCGCCGCCCCUUGGAACUGGAGAUGCAGUGUCUCUGAGCAUACGUCGAAUGCCCUUUUUGAAAAAGACAACCCGUGUCUUUAGCUUGGUGAAGUGCGCCGCUCUUCCAUUGGGAGAGAGGCGUAAGGUCUGAAUCCGAGGCGCCUGGUUUUUGCAAGGCAGUUAAGUACCUUGGUUCCGUGAGUGGCUUAAUUGCAGCCAGGGACUUGUGCGCAGGACUGGCUUUAAGACUGCGCUUAACUUCUGUACCGAAAUCCUUAACUUCGUUUGACUCACUCUCAUGGUUAACAUUUGGAAGUUUGGGGCUUUCAUGAAGACUUUCCUCUCUGGGAAAUCACAGGAAUUAAAACCAACUUUGUGUUUUGCUUUUAAUUCCCCUGGUGGAAAGGCCUUUUAAAAAACCUUCCUGCCCAUUCUUGCAAUACCUUGGAGGCAUAAUAAAAGCCAUGGAGGAAGCCAGCACUGUGGAAGAAGGGGAAGUGACCUCAGGAAUGCAGUCCUUGGCAGUGGAAGAUGGGCCUGCUCCAGAUUUAGCUUCUGCCACUGAGGAACAAGAUGACACUCCCAGAGAAACAGAGGGAGAAUUAUCAGGGAAGGGUGAUGAAUCUGCCGAAGAGGAUUGGUGUGUCCCCUGCAGUGAUGAGGAGCUGGAUUCCCCAGAUGACUGGAUGCCUGCACCCAAGGAGAUCCGCCGUUUAUAUGAGCUCAUUGCCACACAAGGGACUCUGGAAAUUCAGGCUGAAAUCCUCCCUCGGCGCAACCCGACUCCAGAGCCUGACAGUGAAGAUGAGGAUAAGUCUGAAGGACAAUCUGAACAUCAGGAAGAAGAGGAGGAGGAGAAGCCUCAUGUGCCUACUGAGUUUGACUUCGAUGAUGAGCCUGCUUCACCCAAAAGCUCUUUGAUUGAUCGACGGAGAACUCCUGGGACAUUAGCUAAGAGUCAGAAAAGGGAAGCCCGUCUGGACAAGGUACUGUCAGACAUGAAGCGCCAUAAAGUGCUGGAGGAGCAGAUUAUGAAGACUGGCUGUGACCUGUUUGACCUCGAUUCAGAUGAUGUACCCACUCCAAAACGACCAUCUGGUCUCUUCCUUCGUCAGCGCAAAUACUAAUGAUAAUGAAGAAGAUAAUCCCAGAGAAGAGGGUGGAGUGGACCCGUGGGACCUUGGGCUCAAAUACAAAGGGAAGGAACUCCUGCACGAACUCACCGGGUCUGUCAGUACCUUGGGCUUUGACUCUGGUCCUGCAUGGGCUGCAGAAGGUACUUGCUUUCAAGUUUCUGGGUGUAACAGAACUCUCUGAGUUUGCUUUUAAUUUGAUUUCUGUGAACUAUUAUUAAACUAACGGAAAGAGUUGCAAAUUAGGAGGAGAGGAGCAGUUGUUGAGGACCUACAAUUUCACUUGCCAUAUAUGCCAUGCCAAGCAUCCUAUUUUGUCUGCUAACCCCCAACCUUUUUGUGAUUGUGGAGUUGAUGAAGGGAUGGGGUUCCUUGUCACAAACAUCCUGUGCUUUGAAAGGGCAGUGCAACCACUGGAAUGAUCUCUUGCCAACCCCAAACGUGCAAGUGGCAAAAAGAGCAGGGCAUUGUUCCUCACCUUGUGUGAAUGAAAAGUGUAACUACCCUACCUAGAGUUGGCAGGCCUUGAUAUCAGAAAUCUUAAAUGUUUGAUCCACAUUUGAUCAAAAUGUUAUGCACUCUAUCCAAAAAUCCAAGACUGUAUGUUUACAUUUACAUGCAUAGAUGGAAAUUGUUGCUCUCGUCUCCUGUACUAGGUAAAGGAGAGGACACAGUGAGUCUUUUCUUCUGCUCUUGGGAACGUGAUGUGCAGAAAAACAGAAAACUGUAUUUAGCAUUCCUGCUGGGCAUAAUCAGACUUGGACAAAUAAAAACAAAUCUGGCAAAUAAACUUAGCAGAUUCAACUUCAAAAAUUUGGGAUGCUUUUUGUGUGUGUGUGUGCACUUUGUGCUUUUAGCAGACUAUCCUAGUAUAUUUUUUAAUUAUUCUCUAAAGGAUAAUAAGAUUCCUCUGCCAAAGUUAAAAAAAAAACUAUCAGAGCUGGUUUGGAAAUCUAAGAACAAGUGUAAGAGGUGCACAACAGUGAAUCACACAGUGUGUGUCAAGGUUUCCUCUGUGGGGAAGCCAGUAAAACAAAAAGUGUACAGGAAACUGGUCAGGGAAAAAAUGAAAAAAGACUUUUUUUAAAAGACUAGAAGCCUUGUAUGGACUUUUUGCUGAAAGAAGAAAAGACUGA
Molecule: messenger RNA, 2322 nt
Organism: Python bivittatus (Burmese python)
Lineage: Eukaryota; Metazoa; Chordata; Lepidosauria; Squamata; Pythonidae
Gene: PAGR1
Product: PAXIP1 associated glutamate rich protein 1
Biological process (GO): positive regulation of intracellular estrogen receptor signaling pathway; positive regulation of cell cycle G1/S phase transition
Cellular component (GO): MLL3/4 complex
Molecular function (GO): nuclear estrogen receptor binding
Source: RefSeq, a predicted model, not a curated record